Molecule: messenger RNA, 1014 nt
Organism: Nannizzia gypsea CBS 118893
Lineage: Eukaryota; Fungi; Ascomycota; Eurotiomycetes; Onygenales; Arthrodermataceae
Exons: 6
Coding region: 1-1014 (337 amino acids)
Source: RefSeq, a predicted model, not a curated record
AUGGAUAAGCCCGAGGUUCCAGACGCUCCCGCGGUUCCUGGACCGCCAGAGCUUCCAUAUUCACUCAGGUCCCGGAAAAGGUCUAUUGCUAUAUUUUGGACACUGUUUGUAAUCGAUACUCUUGUCCAGCCCUUGGUGCUUUACUUUACCUUAUGGUACUGCACCAAUCUAUCACAUAACUUGGUGUUUACCAUAAGUACCGCUGCGCUUGGAGGAGUCGCCGUUGUGGAAUAUUUUUAUCGGUUCUAUAACCUGUACAGAAAAGGGUCGAAAGUGAGGCCGUUGAAUGCUAGGAGAUCAUGGCUUGAUUUCUUUCAGGUGAACUUCACAAUAGUAUGGCUCAUCCUUGCAGUGGAGCUAAUCAUAGGAACGGUCCAAGAAGAACCAUACAUUCGCCUCCUAGCAAUGCCACUGCCCACCGUGAUGUUCUAUUUCGGACUCGUUCAUUUAACCCUCGAUCUCCUUCGUGCCUUAGGCUAUCAGGCCCCCUUCCGCAUAUCAUCAACACCUAAGGGAUAUGUCAUGCCCACAGCCUUAUAUGUAUUGAUUGAAGAUGUUGUUGCUGUGGAUGGUGGGGGUGGACAGGUAUAUAGAAGGGCACUUCGGGACCGAUAUCUCUCCAGCCCUUACUUCAGACAGAUGCUUUUUGAAAUGAACUGUUUUUGGGGUGGCGGCUCAGUCAUUUUCGCAGCUGUUAUAACUGCUCUGGUGUUCACAACUCCAAGAGAUGUGGCAUAUACGCUUGGAUGGUCUUUACCAUUCGUGUGGGCUGGCGCUUGGGUCCUUAUUACCAUUCCCUGGGUACAAGCUGAUCUCCGCAAGGAGAAAGUUGCGUGGGGGAAAUAUUCCCUUCAUGGAAUUCCUUACACCGAUGAUAUCACUUGCUCUACACCCCAGACUCGGUUUAUCUCCGCUUCCGGCAGGCUGAUGUCCUCGUUACCAUUCCACAAGCCGGCAAACCCUGAUAGAGCGGAUAAUCACAACGCUGCCUCGGUUAUCUCUGAGGCUGUAUGA